Molecule: messenger RNA, 2752 nt
Organism: Sorex araneus (European shrew)
Lineage: Eukaryota; Metazoa; Chordata; Mammalia; Eulipotyphla; Soricidae
Product: tumor necrosis factor receptor superfamily member 10A-like
Exons: 9
Coding region: 141-1262 (373 amino acids)
Biological process (GO): positive regulation of apoptotic process; TRAIL-activated apoptotic signaling pathway
Cellular component (GO): cell surface; plasma membrane
Molecular function (GO): protein binding
Source: RefSeq, a predicted model, not a curated record
UGCCGGGAGCAACUGCAGAGCCCCGGAGCCUCUCGCCGCCACCUCGGAGCAGGGGAGUGGGCCACCCCCGAGCGGCCCGAACCACCGCGCGCCCAGCGCCUCGACGGCCGGGGAAGGGUCCAGGUUCUAGCUACCACACCAUGACAAGGAGAUGGAUGCUAGUUCUUUGCUUAAUGUUUGCCCAAUUCGGACUGAGUCUUGCAGAGACAGGGAUGUGUCCAGCAGGAACCUAUCUUGCAGAACAUGGAACUUGUGUAAAAUGUCCUGAAGGAAGUUAUACUAAUCACAGUAAUCAACUUACAGCCUGUUUACCCUGCCGUGGCUGUGAAUCAGGUCUAGUAGAAGUCAGUCUGUGCACGCCCACCCAAAACACAGAGUGUGGAUGCAAAGCUGGUGAAUGCCUGACAGACGAUUCUCCUGAACAUUGUGAGCCAUGUCGAAGCCUCAGCAAACAGCCCAAUGGAACUGGGAAUGAUUGGACUGCAGUUGGAGUUGGAGUUGGAGUUGUAGUUUGUAUCCUACUGGCAGUGUCGGCGCUAUUCUGUAAAAUUCAUUGUCUCGGAAAGAACAAGUCUCAAGGUUUUCUGGACUUCUUUAAAAACUCACCAUGUUCGUUCUGGGCGAGGUGCAAAAGACAUCCCCGGACAGCAUCUGAGAUUGGGCAAAAUGACCUCAAUGAUAUCCUCAUCGUGACUGAGAGCUACGAUGAGAGACAGGGCCACGAUGGACGUCUGCUGGACACUGGGGACAGCGAACAGGAGCUCGAAAUCCAAGCACAAGCUCCACUCCCAGCCGAGAAAGCGCAGGCCCUGGGGGACCCCGAGCAGGUGCCCACAGGAGCUGGACAGUCUCAGGAGAGAAGGAGGCGACUUGUUCCGGUGGAAGGCACCAAUGGCGCUGAGAGCUUCCGGAUCUUCUUCAAUGAAAUUCCAAACGAUGUGUCUAUUUCCUGCUGGAAACCACUUAUGCGACGCCUGGGCCUUACAGACAACGAGAUCUAUGCGGCCGAAAGGGAAAACUCAACCCUCCAUGAGCAGAUGUAUAAAAUGCUGGUGACAUGGCAGGAAAAGUAUGGGACAGCGGCCUCAGUCAACACCCUGCUAGAGACCUUGGAAGCUCAGGGGCAAAGACUGUCCAUGGAGGUGAUUCAGGACAAACUGGUGAAGUCUGGAAAAUUCAUCUAUGAAGAUGAUGCGGCCGGCUCUGUGGUGUCCCAGGAGGAGGAAACUCUGAAGCCUGCAGGCCUUCCCUUGCUUCCCUGAGACCAAGAAGGAGAAGGACAACUGGACUCCUGCUAGGAGAAACAACAAUACUUGACAGCUCUUGAAGAAACUGCCACCUCAGUGCAUACAACUCUUGACUGUAGCAAGAGUACCACGGGUAGGGCAUUACAGGAGUUCAACCCGGGUUCCAUCUCAGCACCCCAUAUGGUGCCCUGAUCCUGCCUGGAGACAUCUCUGAAUGUAGAGCUAGGAGCAGGUCCUAAAUUAAGACUACUUUUUUUAAAAAAUAUUUUUAUUAAAUUAAUGUUAAAAUAUUAAUAUUUUAAUACUUUUAAUAUUCUAUAAGUUAUUCUUUGUACUCUUCCUUAUUUAUAUGAAAUACAGCUGCUCUGGUCAGGCCGCCAGGCCACACCUCUGGUGCUCAGGUCCACGUGAGCUGGAGAUCAAACUCAGACAUGUGCUCCCCCUCUGUGAACUAUCCCCCCAUUUGUUUUAACACGCUAGCGAGAGGAAUGCCUGUGUAUUAUUUUAUAUACUGUACGGAUUAUUAAUCAGUAGCUGUUUACAAGGGAGCAGAGACGAGGAGGUCCUCACUCUGCGUCUCUGACGGGGCUGUCUCAUGUACUCUUCUUCCCCCGCCUGUGCUCACAUGUGCAGAAGGAGGGAGGUGGGCUCUCUGCAAUGUCAAAUAGGUUGCAUAGUGAGUGGCAUUGCAAGCCAUCAUAGUGAGUCUUCAGCCACGUGUGGGCUCAGAGAGGACAGAACCACUCUCGACAUCUGCUGUGAUCUCUGGGACAAGCAUAUAUGAUACCUGUGAAUGUAACUUGUUGUCUAACUCAACCCUGAUGGUCAUUUUCAUCUGUAGUAGACAGCAGAGUUGAGCCACCGUACUGCCUUUCUACAGAAUUUCUUCUGAGAAACUUAGUUUUAUGCUAAUAUCUAAAUGCAUUAAGACCACAUUUUUUUAAAUAGGCAAUAAAUGGGGAUGGAGCGAUAGCACAGCGGAUAGGGCUUUUGCCUUGCACAAGGCCGACUCGAGUUCAAUUCUAAGAAUCCCAUAGGGUCCCCUGAGUACCGCCUGGAGUAAUUCCUGAGUGCAGAACCUGGAGUAACACCUGUGCAUCACUGGAUGUGACCCAAGAAGUUAAAAAAAAAAAAAAAAAAAAGACAACAUAUAAAAUUUUUUUUUAAAAAAAGUUGAAUGUUUCUCUUUAUCCUUGUUAGUAUCCGUGGACCUAUAAUUUGCUGCUUAGGGACCAGAGAGAUGGCAUAGUGGUAAGACACUUGCCUAGCACACUGUCAAACUGAGUUCAAUCUGUGAUACCACAUAUGGUCUCGAAGUCCCAUCAGAAGUGAAUCAUUAGCUCAGAGGCAGGAGACAGCCCGAGCACCUAUGGGUAUGGUCCAAAGAAAUAACAUUUUCUGGAUUUUUUCUACUCUUCUUAGAGAAGAGUUCAAUAAAAACUCUUCUCUAAGCAAGUGCUUUGUCUGGGUCUACCAUGUCUGUUUUUCUGUUUGUUUUAAGAGUU